AUCCAGUCCGUCCACCUCGCCAACAUCGCAUGCGGCUUCCACGCCUCUGACUUCACUGUCAUGAACGACACCGUUCUCCUCGCCAAGAAGAACAGCGUGUCCAUCGGUGCACACCCCUCCCUCCCAGAUCUACAGGGCUUCGGCCGCCGCGAGAUGGCCAUUACGCCCGUUGAGCUCAAGGCGUGCUUGACUUACCAAGUCGGCGCACUCUGUGGAUUCCUACUCACGCAACAGCAACCUCUGAACCACGUUAAGCUCCACGGUGCACUCUACGGCCAGACUGCGCGCGACCCUGACCUCGCGGAUGCCGCUGUCUCCGUGAUCCCUUCAUUCUAUCCGAUCGCUGAGUUUUCUGGUGCGCCGUCGAUCGCAUUCCUCGGGCUUGCGGGUACCGAGCACCAGCGCGCUGCGCGCGACAAAAAUGUGCCAUUCCUUGCUGGUAAGUGUGCGACCGCAUGCACUAACAAGGCCACGCUCCCGAUGUCGACCUGUCAGAAUGGUUUGCGGACCUUGACUACGAUGCGAACGGCAAACUCAUCAUCACGCAGAGGCACGACCCCGUCGCGCUCGACGAGAUCACCCGGCGUGUGA
Messenger RNA from Heterobasidion irregulare TC 32-1, 591 nucleotides. RefSeq lists its product as uncharacterized. The annotation marks the transcript as partial. The transcript has 4 exons. The record is from RefSeq and is a predicted model, not a curated record. Gene Ontology annotation, biological process: carbohydrate metabolic process. Lineage: Eukaryota; Fungi; Basidiomycota; Agaricomycetes; Russulales; Bondarzewiaceae.